CUCCCCCCCCCAGCCUCCCCAGGAGUACAGACCCUCUCCUCUUCAUGAUCACAAUGGAGUCAGUGCUGAACCCGCUGCCACAGUUCCCAGAAAACUCCUAUAAAAUGACUGAGGAGGAUGUGAAGAGGCUCAUAGAGUUCCGGGCGUCCAACGAGGCUCUGUUCACCGGGAAGAGGAACUCCGCCAAGAUAGCGUGGAGCACCAUCCUUAAAGGCCUGGGUCUGGAAGGGAAGCUGACUGCAGACCAGAUCGCCAAGAAGUGGGACAACCUGCGCACAAAGUACAAGGACCUGAAGCAGCCGUACCAGGGCCAGGACGCCAUCGGGGCCGUGGUGGAGUCGUGGCCGUGGUUCCACAUCAUGGACGAAGCGAUGCAGGGUCGCCUCUACAACAGCAACCUGGUCCUCAGCCCCGACACCGCCGGCAGCGCCGCUCACCGCUGCAGCAGCCAGCAAACCCAGAACCAGGAGAACACCGACAUCCUGGAGUUCCUCAUCAAGACGGAGAUGGAGGACACGGUGGCGGCGGAAACCGCUGAGGAUGAUGGGACGGUUCCCGCAGAGGCUCCUCCUGCUGAGGGAGUCCCGAUGGGCUGGAGGAGGAUGACCGAGUGCUCCUAUAAAAUGACUGAACCAGAAACAGAGAGAAUGAUCAAACUUCGAGCCGCCAACGAAGCACUCUUCACCGGCAGGAAACAUUCAGCCAAACCGGCCUGGAGAGCCAUUCUGUACGAGCUGGGUCUUCAGGGGAAGCUGACCACGGAUCAGUUAGCAAAGAAGUGGGACAACCUGAAGAGGAGAUACAAGGAGCUGAAGUUUCCUGCUCGAGGCGUGGAGACCAACCCGAGCUCCUGGCCCUGGUUCUACCGAAUGAACGACGCCAUGGAGGGGCGUUUCGCGGGGGCGGCGCCGAUCCUCACGCCCAUCGUGGAGGACGAAGACGAGGACUGCGAGCCGCUGUCGCCCACGCCCAAGAAACGAGCCCGCCGGAGCCGAGGGGGGAUGGCCGAGUUCCUGACGGAGUCGGAGAUGGACCUGCUGGUUGAUAACGAGGAGAAGAACGGAUCCUCGGCGCUGGGAGAGCUGCACCGGAUGGCCGAGUUCACCUACAAAUUGACAGAGGAAGACACCAGGCGACUAAUUGAGUUACGAGCCGCUAACGAGUCUCUGUUUACGGGGAGGAGGAACACCGCCAAACCGGCCUGGAGGGGGAUCGUGAAGGAGAUGGGUCUGACGGGGAAGAUAACACCUGACCAGGUUGCCAAGAAGUGGGACAACCUGAAGACCAAGUUCAAGGACCUGAAGUUCCCUCCUCGGGGGAUGGAGGGCCAGAUGAACCCGGCCUCCUGGCCCUGGUUCCAGCUGAUGAGCGACGCUCUGGAGGGACGGCUGGCGGGGAAAGCUCCCAGAGUGACGCCCGUGUGGAGCAGCGAGGAGGACGGCGUCUUCGGCUCGUCCCCGCCCCCCGACAGAGACUGCCUGAUGGCAGAGAGGAGCAGCGUGUCGGAGCUGGAGAGCAUGGUGGGCGGAGACAACACCGAGGCUGACGGGAACGUCACCUACAUCGACGCCAGCGGGGAGGAGUGUUCCACGCCCUCAGACCUCUCGUAUAAAAUGACGGACCAGGACACCAGGAGGAUGAUUAAACUUCGAGCUGCCAACGAGGUGUUGUUCACUGGGAGGAGGAACGCCGCCAAAGCCGCCUGGAAAGCCAUCCUGAAGGAGCUCGGGCUGCAGGGGAAAGUCUCCACCUACCAGAUGGCAAAGAAAUGGGACAAUCUGAAGAGGAGAUACAAGGAUCUGAAGUACCCUCCUGUUGGGAUGGAGAGCGUCGCAGACGGCAGCUCCUCCUGGCCGUGGUUUCACCUGAUGAACGAAGCCAUGGAGGGCCGGCUGGCGAGCAGCGCCCCCCUCCUCACCCCCGUCACACAGGACGACGAGCAGCAACCCGACCCCGCCCCCAGACACCGGUCCCGCCCCUCCCAUCCUCCCCCUCCCCCCUCGUCCUCCUCGGACUACGGACAGGAGGCGUUCGGUGACUCCGCCGCCGCCGAGCAGAACCAGCGGAACUCGGAGUCGUGCAACGGGCCGCUGGGAGGACUGGAGAGGGAGUGGGAGAUGGUGGAGAGGGAGAGGGCGACGCUGGAGCGAGAGAGGGAGAUGAUGGAGAGAGACAGGGCGUCUGUGGAGAGAGAGCGGGCGGCGGUGCAGGCGGAGAGAGUGUGGCUGGAGCGGGAGAGGGCGGCGGUGGAGCGGGACAGAGCCAUGGUGGAGCAGGAGAGAGCGACGCUGGGCAGAGAGAGGGAGGUGCUGGACCAGAGAGCCUUGAUGCUGAACUCUGUAGGACACUCCGGACACCUCAACGCCCUCAUGUAGACUCUGGGACGUAGACCGUCCCUGCAGAGACAUCCUGGUCUGUGCUGGAGGAGUAAACCGCACUGACAGACCACGGGGGAGACCUGGUCCGCCGCUGUGGUCGAGCCACGUUUGGAUGUAGGUUGUUGGUCUUCCGGAGACCCGACCCCGCUGGGGGUCCGGCCCUGGACCUGUAGACCACCCGGAGGUGUUAACAGGAGAGCUGCACGAUUAAUAGUUAAUGAACUCGUCCCUGUUGAAGGUAGGAUCUGGAUCCAUGAGGUCGACUCUGACAGAUCGAUAACUCCAAAACCGAUCAUCAAUCAUUUUAAUCAUUUUAACAAUACUGAUAUUUUAAUUUAGCUUUUUUAAAGAAUUAUAUUUACACCCACCACAGAGCUUCCAUAUUCUGUCAUAUUCACUGAAUAAAGCAGUUCCACCUUAAACACACUGAAUAAAGCAGUUCCACCUUAAACACACUGAAUAAAGCAGUUCCACCUUAAACACACUGAAUAAAGCAGUUCCACCUUAAACACACUGAAUAAAGCAGUUCCACCUUAACAAUCACUGCUUCUCCCACGCUGUUGGACAGACAAAGGACGUCCCGGAGGGGCUGCGAGCCGAGCUGCUGCUAACGUUAGCUCAGCUUGUUUCUCUGAUAACUUAAGAUCCAGACGUCCGAUGACUAAAAUCCUUCAUCUGGUUCAAAUCUAGAGUUAAAAAGCAUUACCAGAUAAAUGUCCUGAACUAUUAAAUAUUGAUAUAUAUAAAUAUAUUGAUCAUCAGGCUGUUUUGGUGGCUGCUGCGCUCUCAGUGAGCUACACACAGCGAGUUUAAUCAUCAAUAAUUCCCCUCAGUGUUCACACUGAAGUAACAAGCCAGUUUUUAAAGCUCAGAUGAUGAUGAUGAUAAUAAUAAUAAUAAUAAUAAUGAUAAUGAUAAUGAGGAAGUCAGUACACUAACAAAGUGUUUGAACUUUGUCAUUAUGUCCUGAAAUGUGGCUGCCUUUAUCAGGAUGUCAUACAGUAAGUGUAUGUAGCAGAACAGCAUUCAAAUAUGAAAUCAUUGAAUCAGUUUGAACUGUAAUGUCAGAGCGGAUUAUGGCAACACACACACACACACUGUAAUAACAGCUGGAUUAACACACACACACACACACACACACACACACUGUAAUAACAGCUGGAUUAACACACACACACUGUAAUAACAGCUGGAUUAACACACACACACUGUAAUAACAGCUGGAUUAACACACACACACUGUAAUAACAGCUGGAUUAACACACACACACACACUGUUAUAACAGCUGGAUUAACACACACACACACACACACACACACACUGUAAUAACAGCUGGA
This is a messenger RNA of Dicentrarchus labrax (European seabass), 3716 nucleotides long. RefSeq lists its product as uncharacterized. The record is from RefSeq and is a predicted model, not a curated record. NCBI's taxonomy places the organism in Eukaryota, Metazoa, Chordata, Actinopteri, Moronidae. The coding region runs from base 45 to 2375 and encodes 776 amino acids. The transcript is spliced from 13 exons.